Loa loa (African eye worm) is the source of this 2651-nucleotide messenger RNA. RefSeq names its product Btbd7 protein, variant. Gene Ontology annotation, biological process: morphogenesis of a branching epithelium. Lineage: Eukaryota; Metazoa; Nematoda; Chromadorea; Rhabditida; Onchocercidae. Gene Ontology annotation, molecular function: protein binding. The record is from RefSeq and is a predicted model, not a curated record. Bases 448 to 2361 code for a protein of 637 amino acids. The transcript has 13 exons.
GGGAUUUGGUGAAGCGGGGAGUUUUCUUGUAUUGUCCAAAUGAAACGUAUGAGACGUUAACAUAUUUCUUUGGCCUCAUUCGAUUUCAAAAAAGAUGUUAGUGAAAAAUCAAUGGGUGCACUGAAUAGCAGUGUUCGGAAGGAAUUCAGACCCGACUGGAUUGCGCCAACCUCGACACGUAAGGGUGACAACGUUCAGCGUAAUCGCUUAACAUCUUUUAUCCAUGACAAAUGUUUCAUCGAGAAAUUAGCAGAUUUUCCCUGGCGACGAAAGACCUAUAAAAGUUGUCAAAAGAUUAUACGACCCAGUUCCAUAGGAUCUAUUUCAUCAUCUUCCUGUACGGGAUUAGCGUUUUCGUUGUAGUACCGACAAAUAUCGCAAGAAGAUCAACGUGCUUUUUGUGAUCUCAUCAGUCGUUGGACAAGUACUGAACUUCUUGCUUUAUUGAUGGAAAUGGAAAGUGCUUGCGGAGUACGGGAGUUGGCUUCGAUGGCUGAAGAAGCGCGACCUAGCACAUCUGUUCUAGCAGCAGAUCUACUCAAUGCAUUGAAAAAUGAAAUAGUUUCUGACUGCUUUGUUACACACAAGGGAUUCCGCUAUGCUGCUCAUUCCUUUAUACUUAGAGCGCGUUGCCGUUAUUUUUCUGAUUUCUGGAAUUCACUGGUUACGCAGCGGUCGGAUGAUGCAAAAUUGGAAAUUCUCUUCACGGAUAGUAGCAUGUCAUCAGAAACAUUCCAAGCAAUGCUGUAUUAUAUUUAUUCUGGUGAAUACGAUAUAUCAUUAUGUCAUUCCGAUCGACAGUCAUUUAUUGCUAUUUUACAAAGAUAUGGUUGUGGUUCAUCGCUUUCCAGUGAUCUUAUGGCGGUGGAUUCUCAGAAAGGCGAAUGUACUUUGGUUUUUACAACAGGAAACAGAGAAGGGAGUCAUAGUGAAGGUCGUGAUUAUCGAAUGAAAUGUUCGGGAGCAGUUUUGGCAGCACGAUCUAGUUACUUGCGAUCUGUGAUAGAGAAACGUAUUUUAUGCGGUGAAGAGUUGGAAAUUGUCAUCAAUGAACAUCUUUUCCCACGCAUGUAUGCACGCAUAAUUUUGGAUGCGAUUUACACUGAUCGGUUGGAUUUGAAUAAGAUACCAGAAGGAUGUCAAGUAUCAGUAAGCAGCUUGAGUGAAGUGCAAGCAAUUGCAUCUGGACAGCGACACCUUGCUCCUCUUCGUCAUGCCAUUGAUGUAUUCCACAUAGCACAGUUUCUUAAUCUUCCUUAUUUAAUACACGCAUGCGAAGACAUUAUUGUAGCACAAAUAUCCAUAGAAACGGUGAGAAGCCUAUGGAAUUGGGCAUGCGAACCCGGUGGUUCUGCUUAUGUUCGACGUCAUUGCAUCUCAUUCCUUCGUUCCGAUUUCUCUCGAAUCUGUUCUUCACACUUACUUUUUGAGCUAGAAGAAGAUUUACUGAAGGACUGUCUGCUUUCUGACUAUGUUCAGUGUGCUGAAGUGAAAAUUCUGGAAACAGUAAUACGAUGGGGUGAACAUAAAUUGGUGCGACGAAUGGAGGAACGAGAGCCAAAUUUGAUCGCCAAUACCACGCACAGUAUUAGUAGAAAGGGUAUCCGCCGUUCUGAGUUAAACGAUGAAGAACUGAAAAGUAUUCUAACGAAUUUAUUACCUCUUAUUCGAAUCGAUUACAUUCUCCCUCCAUUCCAUCAGAGUUUGAAUGCCGCCUAUAAACGGGGCUUGUUCGACAAAUCACCACAUAUGGAUUUAUUGGGCCAACGUUAUCCAGAUAGCAGGUCGCCAGAUGUGAACCCUGAUGCACAUUGGUUUGAUCAUAGUGUACCACGUCGGCAUGCUGCCGGACCACGGCUUCUAUUACCAUAUAUUAUAGAGGUCCAGAAGCGGUUGAGACGUUUAUGUAGAAAUGAAGAAAAUGUAUCGUGCAUACGGCAACAGAAAGUUUCGUCGGCCGAUGAAUUGCAACUUUUUGUCAAUAAUCUAUCACCGGAAAUUAUUUCCGAAAGUUUAAGACUGAAGGUUGAAGAGCGUGUAAAUGAACUGGCUGGAAAUGACUUAUUGAAGAAAGUGUCCUGCUGUGGUUGUUCGUACCAUCUUGAGUUAGCCAUCCAGCAGAUUCGCCUUUGUGUACUUCGAGAACUAAAUAUUGAUGAUGAUUGCAUGGAAGUGACAUGUAUUUGUUCGUCAACGAAGCGAAAUCUUUUACCACAUUAUUACUGCAGCCAACCAACAAUAGCUGUUGCCCGUGAUGCCGUUGGUAUUGACAUCUCUCCUUCGUCCACAGCUCUUUCUGACUAUGAUAACCAUGAGAAAGGCUCUUUACCAGAUGUACUACGCAAUGAAGCCACUUUAUAAUCCUCAUGUAUUAUAUGCGAUGUAAGCAGUGCUCGUCACUACAUUUCAACAAUUAAAUGUUCUGUGAGGAACAACAUUAUAUUUUUUCAUUUUCAUUCACUUCAAAAUAUAAAAAAUGCAAACAUCUCCUAUUGUGCAACACUAAAUAUGACACAAUAUGACAUUUGUAAAGCUGUCAUUCAUUUUUCCUCUGUAGUUAGUUGCUAUAUUGUGCCGCUAGUUUUGUGUGUAUUUAACAAUUAAAGUAAAUAAAUUCUCGAAAGACAGGAUUAGUUGACUACUUUUAUUAU